Molecule: messenger RNA, 8181 nt
Organism: Cydia strobilella
Lineage: Eukaryota; Metazoa; Arthropoda; Insecta; Lepidoptera; Tortricidae
Gene: rdl1
Product: gamma-aminobutyric acid receptor subunit beta
Exons: 10
Coding region: 296-1765 (489 amino acids)
Biological process (GO): nervous system process; chemical synaptic transmission; regulation of membrane potential
Cellular component (GO): neuron projection; GABA-A receptor complex; plasma membrane
Molecular function (GO): GABA-A receptor activity; extracellular ligand-gated monoatomic ion channel activity; neurotransmitter receptor activity
Source: RefSeq, a predicted model, not a curated record
AAGUCAGGUGUCGCGCGCAGGUUUGAAGUUUUAAUGUGAAGGAGUCCGGUAGUAGUAAUUAGGAGGUGAGUACGCGUCGCAGCGGCUGCGGCGGCGCGACGGUCGAUAGCUGGAGCGACAGGCGGUACCGUCCCGGGUCACGCCUGCCAGAUCGAUAGCGGCACGGCGGGGGCGGAGGACCCGAACCCGGCAUUACUCGCGCCGCCACGGCAGACGAGACACCUAGUCCGCCGCGAGAUCGGCGGCAGGCGAGCGCGGCCGGGGCACGACGCUCCAUGCGACCUCCGCUCGCGACAUGAGCGGCGCCCGCCCCCGCAGCGCGCCCCUGCUCCUGGCGCUCGCAGCCGCCUUUCUCCCGCAAGCCAACCAUGUCGCGGGCGCCGGUGGGGGUGGCAUGUUCGGCGAUGUCAAUAUAUCAGCCAUAUUGGAUUCCUUUAGUAUAAGUUAUGACAAAAGAGUAAGGCCUAACUAUGGAGGUCCGCCAGUGGAGGUGGGCGUCACCAUGUAUGUGCUCUCUAUCAGCUCCGUCUCCGAAGUGCUCAUGGACUUCACAUUGGAUUUUUACUUCAGACAGUUUUGGACAGAUCCACGACUGGCGUAUAAAAAACGACCUGGAGUGGAGACGUUAUCAGUGGGAUCCGAGUUCAUAAAAAACAUAUGGGUUCCAGACACAUUCUUUGUAAAUGAAAAGCAGUCAUAUUUCCACAUAGCAACCACUAGCAACGAAUUCAUAAGAAUCCAUCAUUCAGGCUCUAUUACUAGAAGUAUCAGAUUAACUAUCACAGCAUCAUGUCCUAUGCAUCUACAAUAUUUUCCUAUGGACAGACAACUGUGUCACAUAGAAAUUGAGAGUUUCGGCUACACCAUGCGGGACAUCCGAUACAAAUGGAACGAGGGCCCCAACUCGGUGGGCGUGUCGAGUGAAGUGUCGCUGCCGCAGUUCAAGGUCCUCGGCCAUCGCCAGCGAGCCAUGGAGAUCUCCCUCACCACAGGAAAUUAUUCUCGGUUGGCAUGCGAGAUACAAUUUGUUCGAUCCAUGGGAUACUACCUAAUCCAGAUAUACAUUCCAUCUGGAUUGAUCGUGAUAAUCUCGUGGGUGUCGUUCUGGUUGAACCGCAACGCCACGCCGGCGCGCGUGUCGCUCGGCGUCACCACCGUGCUUACCAUGACCACGCUAAUGUCCUCCACCAACGCGGCGCUGCCUAAGAUCUCCUACGUCAAGUCCAUCGACGUUUACCUCGGCACUUGUUUCGUCAUGGUUUUCGCCAGUUUAUUAGAAUACGCUACAGUAGGAUAUAUGGCAAAGAGAAUACAAAUGAGAAAGCAAAGAUUCGUAGCCAUACAGAAAAUAGCGUCCGAAAAGAAACUGCCUGUUGAUUGCCCUCCAGUUGGUGAUCCACAUACUCUCUCAAAAAUGGGGACGUUAGGGAGGUGUCCUCCAGGAAGAGCUUCGGUAAGCUGUUCGGAAGUAAGAUUCAAAGUGCACGAUCCGAAAGCACAUUCAAAAGGCGGAACGUUAGAGAACACUAUAAACGGGGGCCGGAGCGGAGCCGAAGAGGAAAACCCAGGGCCACCGCCGCACAUACUCCACCCCGGCAAGGAUAUAAGCAAACUCCUGGGCAUGACGCCCUCGGACAUCGACAAGUACUCGCGCAUCGUGUUUCCGGUGUGCUUCGUUUGCUUCAACCUCAUGUAUUGGAUCAUCUAUCUGCACGUCUCCGACGUCGUGGCUGACGAUUUGGUUCUUCUGGAAGAGGAUAAAUAGAGGGGACGAUGUCUUUUAUCCACUUAUUUUUCCACUUUAAUCGCAUACAAUAAUAAUUUGAAACGAACCGCACUAAUUUUCGAAAUAAGUUUGAAGAAAAAUAGAACUAGCUGUAUUAUUCGUUACGACUUAGUAACAAAGUUAGCUUACGAUGUGUUGUAGAACUCAUCGAUGAUAUAAUUUAAUCCAAAAAAAGAAUUUGUAGAUAUAACAGCACUAUCUAGUACCUAAUUAAUUAAAUUUAAUAAUGUAAUGAAAAUGUAAAUAACGUGUCGAGGAUAUGUAAAAUAUGGACGUCUUAAUGUAAGAUAAUAAAUCUCUUUUCUUGGAGUCUGAAGUAGUAACUAAACGACUGAACAUUUUAGAUAACAUGGACAAGACGUGUUUUAGUUUCCGUAGUGACAGAGGGCGUCGCAGUGAGUGCGAGGCGGCGCGCAAGCGUCGGCGCGGGAAUUGCCGGGCUGCCAGUUCGAUUGUGAGACAGUUUCCUGGUGGUCAAACUGUAAAUACUAGCUUGCCGUAUGAGUAGGUGUUUAUUAUAAGGCUUUAGAAAUAAAUAUAUUUACUAAACGAACCCAGUAAUUCAAUCAUCUGGACAUUUUUGGAACACAAUGUUGGUUCCACAUUUUCCAAUUUUCUUAUUAAGAUUUUGACACAGUGCAAUUUUUCGAAGUAAUUGGAAAAAGUUCCUAAACUAUUGAGUAGCAAAUGGUUGUAUGAAAUAAAAUUAAAUCGUUAAAUUAAAGUUUCAAAUUAUUAUUAUUUCUGUGGUAAAAUGAGUGGAGUACAAAAUAAUGUAUGAUUAAAUCUGAUGCUCAAAUUUCUCCGCUUGAACAUAUUAAUUACUUAGUUGUUGUAGUUUUGUAGGUAUGUUAAAAACUUAGUUGUUCGUUUAUUCUUUGCUAUUUUCUACAUUGUUGUGAUAAUAAUAUUAGAUGUUUUCUGUUGGAAUGUAGUGCAAACCUAUCCAAUUCUAUCCAUUAAAUAUAUUUUGUUUCAUUUUAAUACAAAUUUGUAGCUAGGUGUUGUAAUUUAUAUAUGAUAAAUGUUUCAAAUCAGCAAUAAUUUAAGCUUCUCAUUGAAAAUGCACGUCGAUUUUAUGACACUGGAACCCAUUAUAAUUACAAGCCGACAUAUCUAGUUACCAAUUGGAUACAUUAUUACAAAAAGCAAAAAAAAAACUUACCUAUAUUGAAAAUAAAUUAAACCAUGUCAAAAGUCGACUGCACUUGCGAACGACUAACACCGUUAAACGAAGAUACAGGUAAUUCAUAAUUUGCUUGCAGUAAUAUUAUAUGAUCAUAAUUAGUUUUGUCACGAUAGUUUGGCUCCAUCAGCGGUGUGCAUGCGCGACGUUAGUAAAGUUAUUGUUGACCCUUCUGAUAACUCCAGCAUGCGUACUCAACCUACCUCUGCGCCUUUCACUUUGUUUCAGUCAUGGUAUGUUUACCUUUAAAUAUUAAUUAGGCGAAACAUUUAUUUCGUUGAAGGAAUUGUUGAGAUUAUAAUAUGAAUGAAUAAGAUUAAUAUACUAUAACACGUUAAUUUUUAUAUUUACAUUGAAAUAUUUUAUAGUCUAGAACCGUGAGACGAUUGUUUUUUAUCGCAACUAUUUAUAAAAUAGUGAAAAGAGUUUUGCACUAAGGGAUGUUGAAAGAGUGUUGUUGCCCGAGUAAUUUAUCAAUAAGUAAUUCAUCGCUAGUUUCAACCCAAACAGUAAAGUUAUUACAUCACUAAACAACGUCAGUCAAGUAUCGAUUACAUAAUAGAUAAACAUAUACUUCUAUAUCAACCAUCCCAUAAAAAAUAUGUCUAAAGAUCUUUUGUAAGCAGCGUAUUAUUUUCCAACUAUUUAUUCGCUUCCUAGCAUGCCAAGCCUACGUGCGCUUAGUUAGUAUGUCAUUCAAUGUUUUUAGGUUAUUUUAAUUAAACGGUAAGAACUUAGUUUUGAACGUAUCUUAGUUUCAUCGAACUACUCCCAUAAUUAAUUGCAUAAUUUUUGUUUAAAAAAAAAUUACGCAAGUUUUACUUACCAAUUUUUACAUUUUUAUUUAUCAAAUUAUUACCUCCAUAGAAUAGGCGCACAGUAGUCUAUGCAAUGCUUUCCCUAAUUAGUUGGAAUUAGUGUAAUAUUUAGCUUGUACCUCUCGCUAGAAGUAAGCUCUCGUAGCUGGAAGCAUUAGGUUGAGCAUUAGAACCGUUGGUGGCGGGGAAGCCGAUUCGUGAUCGCAGCGGGUCUGGCACGUCAUGGCUUACUGCCACAACGUGCUCCGCGUUACAAAGCAACGAGCGACUUCCCCCCAACAACGUUCGCCGGUACCCUCGAAUAUCUGACAAGCAGGGCUCCUGUCAUCAGCUGCGAAUUCGCGAGAUCGUGUUACUCUUAGCGGGUUCCAUAAGAACGAAUAUUUAAUUUAUAUAGCUUUUUAACUUUUACAACUACCUAAAUUAAAGCUCUAACACCAUAUAAAGCAAACAACUGCCGUGUGAUCGAAAACAAAUAGUUUUUUUUUUUUGAGUUAAAUUGUUUUUCGAUUUAACUAAUUAAUUAUACACACAUUUAUAUUAAAAGGAACCCAUUAAAAUACAUUCUUCGAGUGUGCUAUAAUUUUAGUAUUCAGAUGCUAUUGUCACUUGAUUGUUCAAUACGUUGUGGCGAUGUUUGUCAGCGACCCGUCUGCCGUGGGGGUCGUGUCGCUCGCCGAGCUCACAGAUCCGUAGAGACGUGGUGCCCAAAAUUUAAACAAAAUCAGAAAGUUUUAGAAACAGGAAGUAGCAUUAUAAAUUUUAGAUGUCUACUAAUUAAUAUUGUACUAAAUAAGUACGUUUUAGAUUAACUUUACUUAUAUUACUUGAAGUAUACCAGGCACUCUGAUAAUAACGGCACCUCUUAAACUGUAUACUCACUUUUUAUUUAAUUGCAAACCGUUACUACAUUCUAAAUUAUAAUACUUACAGAUAAUUGAUAGAUUAAGAUUUAGGUUCGCUGGUAGACGUUUGAGAGUAGGUACUACGGCGUAGCCUCUGCUUCGUCUCUCCGAAACGAAAUUCUAAAAUAUUUGUCUAGUGAUUAGAUAUAAGUACGAGACAAAUAGUUAUAAGGAAAUGUAUCUUAGAUAUUAUUAUAUACAUAAAUACUUAUAUUAUAUACAACAGUCACAUCCACGUUAACGUCACAAAUAAGGUAAAUAAUAUUAACGUAACUCGAUGGCAGCCGUCCGUCGCCGUAGUCGGCGGAGGUUCCGGCAACUGACAGCCGGUUGUUGACUAGGUGCGAUAUAGACGAUGCAGACAAGGCAAGGGCGGCCCGCGGACGCGCGAGAGGUGCCAUGGCGCGCGGUGACGCCCCGCGGGCCUACAUUAUCCCGACAAGUAGCCACCUGUCCUGUAUUUGUAUAUUCUAUCGAACAGAAAAUUGUAUCGAAGUUCUAAAACAAUAAUCCACCAAAGAGUACUUGCCUAAACGUAAAAAAUAUACCUACUGUGCAAUAUGCUAGUCAAGUCAGUCGGAGAGUAAUAAGUAGGUAAACCAACGGAUGAUAUUUUAGCAUUAUCACCACGUCGUAUGUAGGUAAUAUGAAUUGCUCAGAAAAUAAAUAGGAACACUUUGCCUCAUGUAUUUACUAAAUGAAGUGUAUAAUAUAACUCCGUGUAUAAAACUAAAACAUAGAUAACCUAAGCUCAUUAAAAAGUAUAUUUUGAUGUUAUUAACAGAUUUUUUGAGAUUGUUCAUUUGUCUACGUAUUUGGAAAUAUAUAUUUACUGCAUAGAUUUCACUUAGGAUACCUACGUUCAUUUGGGGAGUGACUGCUUAAAUGAUAUUUGUUUUUUGACUAAUAUGUUAUAUUUAUAAGUUUUGUGUUAUAUCAUUUUUCUAAUAAGUAAAAGAACGCUAGGUAAUUAACGUGUACAGUCUGCCCGAGAGGAUAGUUUAUGUGCUCAAUACGUGACGCUAGUCAAGUCAAUUUUUUUAGGCUAUUGAACGAAUAAACUAUUGGCGAACGCGACAGGAGAGGGGCGACAAUAACAAAGGUAUAACUCCUCAAGUACCAGAAGUACAAAUGUUCGUGCUACAGUCAGCCCCCGAACCGUGCCGAGUACUUUCGAGCCACGACGUGGUGCGCCAAGUCUGAAGUGCCCAGCUAGCAUGGUUUCGUGUCUGACUGUAUGAGUCUGAUUUAACGUUUCGUUGACAAGCUGAUUUUAUUACGUACGCUUCAAAAGAUAUAUCAAUAUUUUCUAAACGAUAUUAUAAAAAUUUAAGCGAUUACUUGAUACUUUAAAGUAAUUUUAUAUCAGUUUUGAUGGAAAUUACAAUAAAUUGAAUAAUAGAAUCACUUAAUAGUAAAAAUGAUUUUAGAAAAUAAUAGACAUCGAGGAAAAAUAUGAAAAAUUGUUCGGAAGACCUUUGCAGGUUUGCUUGUACGUUUUUCGUGACGAGAAAUAUAGCUCCGAUACUGAUCGCAUUGAUUAUACUCCUGGAAUGAGUUCGUUUCAAUAGGCAUGCCGCUAAUGAUUCCUUUGCCUUUAGCCUCGGAAACCGUAUACGAUCACAACGAGGCUAAGAUGGCGAAUGAAACACAUUUGUUAUUCCAUGGCGAGUACCUACACUGCAUAAUGUAAAAAAAUAUGUUUACGCUUUUUGGAAGCUUUCAAUGAAGGUAGUACCUUACCUACCUAUAUUUUACAUGUGAUAAAUUUAAAUCCAGUAAUCAAUUAUAUCUAUGAAUCCUGAUUAGGUAUAUGAAUCCACUUCCAAUUGCUGUUUAUUUUUUUGCCCGUUUGCAGUGCGGUACAUUACACAUCAACUAAAUAGGUUCUGUAUUAUUCGGACCCAUGAUUUGACCCUGCAAGUAAUAAAGCAAUAAAUAAUUUCGGCACCCCUAGGACACAUCGGCGCGGCGAAGCCAUGACGAAAUUGAUUAAUUUUAAAGAGACUUAGUAGUCUAUAUAUUUCUCGCGCGACAAGCUAUCGCGGCGCACAUGCGUUAGGGGUACAGGUGUAUUAAGGGCGACUGAAUUGAUAGUAGUAUUUAGUCUCCAUUGCAACAUAAAUUCUAAAGAAGUUUACAAUAGCAAUAAUUACCAGUACAGUUCAACCUGUAGAUUUCGUGUCUUAUAAAAACAUACAAAAUAGUAUGUAAUUAUGUUUCGUAAGAACACAAUAACGACAUUUUCGUAUAGGGUAGAUACGUAAGUAUAAAUUUAGCAAUCGUCUUUAAAAUACGUUCGACGCGCGACGGAUCUCACAAACUAAUUUAAACCAAGUCACUAACAAUACUUUCACUUUAAACCUUAGAUAUAAUACCCUCUGCACAAUUUUUAUAAUAAUAAAUUAUAAUUUGGUUGCAAUUAAGAACCACACGAAUUGUAGUUUAUUUAGAAAUUAUCACUUAACAUCAGCGUUCACUUAAGAGGUAACCUAUUAAUUUCAUUCAAAUGCGUACAUAAUAUAAAAGUUAUAUUACAUAUUCCGUAUUUCCCACGAUUUUUAAUACUUAGCACGUUUCGGUAUGAGCUGCGUACUGCCGCAGCCGCUCUUCUCCAUUCCAUUACAAAAAGUGCAUAAUACUUGUGUAACCUAAACAAAUUAAACCCACUUAAAUUCGUAUAAUAAAAAUAACAACGUCACAAAUUAAUAACCUAGAAGGUCGUUAUUAGAACAUACAUGACAUCUCGCAUAAAUACAUAAUAAAAUAACAAUAAUUAAUCAAAAAGUUAGCAGUGUCCCAUUGACUCAUUAACACCAAGCAACAUACAAAGUAGUUGUUAAAAGAAAUAUAUACAUACAUAGGUACGUAUAUAUAUUAUAGCGAUAAACUAUGACUGUAGAUUGAAAUGUAGUGUUUAAUUACAACGAUGCUGUAAUAAGGAUAUAAAUUCUAAAUCAAUAAUGAAACUAUAGAAUGAAAACAAAGUGCUUACCGUAAACAUAAUAAAUAAUGUUGAUAAACAAUGGUGACGUGCAUUCAGUCUGAUGCCGCCGGCUUGAAUCCCGGUCACCGGGGGUUUUAUACUCAGGCUCUACGGUGCUUCUGCGGUGGCAGACAUUUUGCAGAAUCAUAUGGUAGACUAUGGGUACAGACUAUAGAUUAAAUGGACCAGUUGUGCCUACAGAUAUUAACCUGGAUGAUUUUAUAUACCUAACCUAUGUGCUCCACUAUUGUUCUGCAAAAUUUCCAGCUGUAUUGAUUGUUGUAGUAAAAUCCCUCGUUGAUUGAAUCAUUGCGCCCGCGCGCCCGCGAAAGUCGCGUCGCAAUAGCCCGUGAACGACUAAUCCAUGUGUACGCUUUAUAAACGUGUCGAGUAGUCACUAAGUUGUUUUGUAAUCUACACCUGUCCCAGUAAAUUGCAUUGGUUUCCAAUCGGAUAGAUGCUGACUACACGAAAUGGGAAUGUAAACUUAUCAAAAUAAA